AUGCUUGAUCCUGAUGGAUUUCUUCCAACAGACGGGGAAGGACCAGAGAAGUUUACUAAAACUGAACAACGAUGGGCGAACAACUAUGAAUGGUUGAAAACACGUGGAUAUCUUUUGCGUCCCCGAUACGCUCCCAACUGGGUGCCGUCGUGGAAGGGCGAGAAGAAACCAAAACCCUCUUUAUUUUAUGAAGAUGGGCAGAUGCCUUUCCGAAGCAGCAUAAUGGACGCAACUCGUCUUAGCGACAAUACAUACGUCAUUCUGAAACUGAUUCAAAAAUCUGUACACCCGUAUGAGGUAGAGAUAGGCCAACAUCUGUGCUCAGAAGCCCUCGCCGCCGACCCAGCGAAUCAUUGCGUCCCGACGCUUGACGUUUUACAAUUACCGGAUGAAGAGGAUCUCUUCAUUCUGAUCAUUCCAUUGCUGCGGUAUUAUAUAAAUCCACCGUUUAAAACGUUUGGGGAGGCUGUGGAGUGUUUUCGCCAGUUGUUUGAGGGCUUACAAUUCAUGCAUUCUCAUCGAGUUGCUCAUCGCGACUGCAUGAGUUUGAAUAUAAUGAUGGACGCAGAUCUACUGUACAAGGGUCCAUUUCAUCCCAUGCAACCUGUCAUGAGGCGCGACUUUAAAGGCUACGCAAAGCAUUACACUCGGACACAGCGUCCCGUAAAAUACCUAUAUAUCGACUUUGGCAUAUCUCGCCGAUACGAUCCUUCAGAGGCUAAACCCACGGAAAUUCCCAUCUUUGGAGGGGACAAACGUGUACCCGAAUUUCAGAACUCGAAUGAACCUCGAGACCCGUUUCCUACUGACGUAUGGUACCUUGGGAGGGCCAUUCAGCAAGACUUUUUACUACCUCGCAAAGGAUUUGAGUUCAUGAAGGAAUUAAUAGAUGAUAUGGUACAAGAUGAUCCUGCCAAACGGCCCAGCAUGGAUGAGGUGGUUUCGCGGUAUGAAGUCAUCUCUAAGGGUCUCAGCACAUGGAAGCUACGAUCACGGGUGAAGUCUGUUAACGAGAAUUCCUUAACAGCUAUAUUCCGAGGUGUUGUCCAUUGGAGCCUUCAUCUUCAGUAUUUGUUACGGCGCCUGCCCGCAAUACCUACAUAUCGUCCAGAUGUGUAG
This is a messenger RNA of Suillus clintonianus, 1119 nucleotides long. RefSeq lists its product as uncharacterized. Lineage: Eukaryota; Fungi; Basidiomycota; Agaricomycetes; Boletales; Suillaceae. Bases 1 to 1119 code for a protein of 372 amino acids. Gene Ontology annotation, molecular function: protein kinase activity; ATP binding. The transcript is spliced from 5 exons. Gene Ontology annotation, biological process: protein phosphorylation. The record is from RefSeq and is a predicted model, not a curated record.